GUCUCGAUUUAACUGUCUCCGGUGUCGCACGUCGCUGCAUCCAAACAAAAGCUUUUCCGCUCUCGAGCUUUGUCUUCCUAUGAAGUGUCUAUAAUAUGUCUGCGUCUCGUACCAUAUCGUCUGAAUAAGUGUUUGUGUUUAGCAGUAAAUUGGUGACGUUUUUCUGUAGAUAGUUAAUGUAAACGAUUCCGUUGUGUAUCAAUUAGUCAUAAUAUAUGUGGUUAUAUGUUUAUUUUGAUUGACGCUAUGCUACAUAUAUCUUAGUAUCGGAAUAACAGAAGCGGCUUGGCGCGGCAUAGCGGGCGGCCGCGCCAUGGGCAACAAGUGCUGCAGCCGCCGUCACGAUCCCGACAGACCUUUGGUAUAUCCAGCCUACAAAAAGAACGAGGCAGGAUUCACGGCGUGUCCAUCACUGGAGACACGUUAUACCGGCGAGCCGAACAAUCGAGCAGUAUCAAGAAGACCUGCAGAUAUCGUCAGGACACGAAAUCCAGGAGCAUGUAUAUCAAACGGUGGUCGUCGAGUGGUAAAAGCGCUAUGCGCCUACACCGCGCGCGCAGAAUCCGACAUCUCAUUUCGGAAGGGCGAUCGUAUGGAAGUGCUGAGCGACGCGGAAACAGACUGGUGGAGGGUACUCCAUCUCACAACGAGACGGGAGGGAUUGGUGCCAGCUAACUUUGUGGCGGAAGAGAGCUCUGUUGAAUGUGAAGAUUGGUUUUUCCCCCACGUGUCGAGAAAAGAGGCGGACAAGCUUCUCCUAGCUGAGAUCAACCCUCGAGGCACGUUCUUAGUGAGGCCCGCGGAGCACAACCCUCAUGGAUUCAGCCUUAGCGUCAAAGACUGGGAAGAAGGCAGAGGUUACCACGUGAAGCAUUAUAAGAUCAAGCCAUUGGACAAUGGAGGGUUUUAUAUCGCGACCAAUCAAACAUUCCCGAGUCUUCCCGCCCUUGUUAUGUCUUAUACGAAGAACGCGCUAGGCCUCUGCCAUGUGCUGGCCCGGCCUUGCCCCAAACCGGAGCCCCAAAUGUGGGAUUUGGGACCGGAGUCGCGGGACAAAUGGGAGAUCCCAAGGGCCCAGAUACAGCUGAUCAAGAAGCUGGGGCAGGGGAACUUUGGUGAAGUCUACUACGGCAAGUGGUGCAAUAGUAUAGAGGUCGCCGUCAAAACUCUACGAGAAGGUACAAUGUCGAAGCAAGCGUUCCUCCAAGAAGCCGCCAUCAUGAAGAAGUUCCGUCACAAGCGAUUGGUCGCACUAUACGCUGUAUGUUCCCAACAGGAACCCGUCUACAUAGUCCAAGAGUACAUGUGCAAGGGGUCUCUACUAGAAUUCCUCAGAAACGGCGAAGGCAAAUCCCUCCACUUCGAAGAUCUAGUCUACGUUGCCGCUCAGGUCGCCUCCGGAAUGGAGUAUCUCGAGUCCAAACUCCUCAUACACCGGGACCUGGCGGCUCGCAACGUACUCAUUGGAGAGAACAACGUCGCCAAAAUAUGCGAUUUCGGAUUGGCCCGAGUGAUAGAAGACAACGAAUACUGCCCCAAACAGGGCUCGCGGUUCCCUGUCAAAUGGACCGCACCCGAAGCGAUCAUCUACGGCCGGUUCUCGAUAAAGAGCGACGUGUGGUCGUACGGAAUACUCCUGAUGGAGCUCUUCACGUACGGCCAGAUACCGUACCCGGGGUUGCACGGGAAGGAAGUCAUCGAGCAGGUGGAGAGGGGGUAUAGGAUGCCCAAACCCGUGGGGCACUAUUUGCCCGACGACAUUUAUAGACUUAUGCUCCAAUGUUGGGACGCGAUACCCGAGAAGAGGCCGACAUUCGAGUUCUUGAACCAUUAUUUCGAAUCGUUCACAGUGACCAGUGAAAUACCGUACAGAGAAGUGCAGGACUAGUGCUGUGAUAUAAACGUAGCUAGUGAUGUGCUUGUGUUGGAGACGAUGUGUAGGGUCCUUAGCGAAUGAAUGGAUUUGCUUUAGGGAAAGUGUUGGCUGCAAAAUGUUUACGGAUUUAAACGGGUGCAGCUUUGAUACAUAAACAAAAUAUAUUUUACGGGAAUAAAACGCGUUUAUUUGCAAUAACGACGGCUUAUAAUUAAAAAUACACAAUUGUGAAUUAGACAUGAUUUAUUCCGGUAUAUAGAUGUCAAUUUACACGCCAACUAAAUUACUUUCGGUUUCUAAAUACGCAACGUAAUUUCAACGGAUUAUUAGAUUUGCUUCAUCGCGUAGCUUAUAAACAGAUAUGUUGUUCAGAUAGUGUUUGAUUUCAACCAAUCUCGUUUUAAGCGCUGUCAAAUGUGUCAAAUUGACAGCUGUUGACAUUUGAUUUAAUUUUGAUUGCUUCUAGAAUACGGGCCUUAAUUAGAUUCUUUUAACAGAGUCGCUGACAGCAGAAAAGCACUCGAAACGUCCAUUUAUAAUUUGUGGUUAAAUUGAAAAUAAUAUUUUGAAUUUUACAAAGGGAGCGUUUAAGUAUUACGUCUUGCAAUUUUUGGAGUUUAUUG
Messenger RNA from Pieris napi, 2499 nucleotides. It is a transcript of the gene Src64B, whose product is annotated as tyrosine-protein kinase Src64B. Gene Ontology annotation, cellular component: extrinsic component of cytoplasmic side of plasma membrane. Bases 314 to 1888 code for a protein of 524 amino acids. Gene Ontology annotation, biological process: cell surface receptor protein tyrosine kinase signaling pathway; cell differentiation; innate immune response. The transcript is spliced from 7 exons. Gene Ontology annotation, molecular function: signaling receptor binding; non-membrane spanning protein tyrosine kinase activity; ATP binding. The record is from RefSeq and is a predicted model, not a curated record. Lineage: Eukaryota; Metazoa; Arthropoda; Insecta; Lepidoptera; Pieridae.